CAAGAAUUAAAACAAAAGACAAGAGGCAAGUUAUGCGCAUAUUAAUGUCUCACAAUACAAAACAGUCGUCGUUUAUUACGAUUAUUUCCCUUGAGUUCGGAGGUCAAUUAAAUGUCCACAGCAACGAUUUCACCCCAGCGCAUAACGUAUACAUUAUCACGCAGUAUACAUUAUCACAAGACGGUCCUUAAUGAAAACGAGGUUGAACCCGCGGGAACUUUUAGAAAACAUUAGUCAGAUACCUAAAAUUCUUUUCAACUGGAGCUCAGACAAGAAGUGCAAGACGUCUAGGUGUCCUGCUCCCUCGUGGCAUACUUUUACGUAACCCAAACAGCUACUUUGUGAGGGUGGUUGUGAUUAUGUCAUUCCGUGAUGAGUAGAUAAAACUAUAACCUGAAGAGUGGAAAACAACCUCAGAAACAUCCGAACCCCGCCCUUAUCAUGAAAGAAGAUAGCCAGAAACCCAAAGAAAACACCAUGUGCAAGCGUGUGCUUCGGCCUCGCACAGCAGCAUUGACAAAUCCCUCCCAGAAAACCAGUCAUGGCAGAGGAAAGAUGCCUACAGAAAUAUUUCCAGAGAAUCAGCCAACUCUAGAAACCUCAACCAAUAAGCACCGCCUACAGAAGCCAGCAACAGAUGUAAAUGACACUGUUUGGAAGUUGCCAGAAGGGAUGAAAUCACCAAGCAUUCCAGCUGUGAACCCAUUUGGUCUUAGGAGUUGUAACAUGGUACAUAGGCUGUAUCAUGCUUCUUUGAGUAUUUCGCAAGGCAGCAGGCUUAAGCAGGCAGUGGUUCAGCCCUACAUUCAGCAGCUCAGAAACUUCAGGAUACAACACACAACAAGUCCAUUUGACCGGCGGGUGACUGCCUUGGAGUGGCACCCAACGCUGCCAAAGACCCUGGCUGUUGCGUCAAAGAGUGGUGAUUUGAUCAUGUGGAACUACGAGAAUACUGCCAAGUUUAACCUGAGUAAAGGGGUCGGUAAAGGGGGAGCCAUCACCAACAUGACCUUUGACCUGAUGGAUCCAAGCGGUGUCUACACAUCAUCCAAUGAGGGGACAGUAUGCAGGCAUUGCUUGGGCAAAGAUGGCGAUCGGCAUAUUUUUCUUGAUACUCACAGCAUGGAUCGAUGGUACUGCAGCUUGAGUGCCAACUAUGCAAGAAACCUGCUGAUUGCUGGUGAUAACUCUGGGAAUUUGACCCUGAUGGAAAGAAAGAGUGGAAAGCGCCUGUGGACUCGGAGACUUCACAAGAGCAAAGCCACCCACUGUGAAUUCAACAGCCGAUGUGAUUGGCUCCUGGCCACUGCCUCCACUGACAAGAUGGUCAAGAUGUGGGAUGUAAGAAUGAUGUCAGACCGAAAGAGCGCCCUCUAUAUACUUCAUCACAACAGACCUAUCAACUCUGCAUAUUUCAGUCCUGACUGUACAAGAUUACUCACAACUGACCAGUAUGGGGAGUUGAGGAUCUAUGCAGGACCCCUGUGGGACAGAAUGGAACGGUCCAUCUCUCACCCACACCGAUUCUUCCAGCACUUGACUCCUAUCAAGGCAACGUGGCAUCCUCUUUAUGACUUGGUGGUUGUUGGUCGUUACCCAGACGAAAACUUUCCUAGUUACCAGGAAGAGGAAAGCAGGACCAUUGAUGUAUUUGAUGCCAAUUCCGGUGACAUGGUUUGCCAGUUACUGGACCCCAGUGUUUCUGGUAUCAUAUCCUUGAAUAAGUUCAGUGCAUCUGGAGAUAGCCUUGCAUCGGGAAUGGGUUACAGUAUGCUCAUCUGGACGGAUGUGGUGAGACUCCAACAAAUCCAGAGCGAGAAACUGCAGAAAACCCCUCAAGAGAAUGGUUCAGACUCUAGGGUCUCUAGACUGCCCCUCUCUAACCCAGCUCCAAGGAGACGGAGGAGGCGAAGAAGGGACGAGGAUGACGACAUUGGUGCCAUGAAGCAGAGACUGAAAGGGAAGAUGGCCAAGCGAUAGCGAGAGACAGGAAAUAAGGAUCAGCCAAGACCUAGAAACAGACUACUGCGUCUUAUUUUUCUGGCUGAAUGACACAAGGUGCUGUUCUCGGCAAGUCUUUGGAAUAGGCACAAGAUGUUUUGUAUUAAUCUUCAGAAUUUUUUGGAAGGUUUUUUCUUUCUGCCUCCAGUUUGGGAGGUACCUGACUUUAUCCCACAACUUUAAACUUGUUCUUGAGUCUCUCUUCCCUCUUGUGUCCUCCAGCUCCUCUUCUAAGAACUGUGUCAGUAGAUUGACACUCGCAAUCGGGGUACAAGCAUUCAAGUGAGGUUAUGCAUAUGAAUGGUUGGAAUACAAACCAGAAUGAUGACCUAAGUUUCUGUAGGAGAAAUCAAGAGGGAUAUUCAGAAAUGAGUCUGACACAGUUUGUCGACAUAGCAACAAUCAUUAGGUACUUCGAGAAAAGUAGAUAUUUGGUAAGCCAUUGUUGCUGAAACGAUUUGUGCUAUUUCAAUCGUUUCCAAAUCAAGUUCGUGAGUGAUAUCACACUCUUUUUUUGACAACGUUCUGUAUGAAGAAAGUAUUAAUGGAGCAAGGUGUAAAACGUAUUCACUUGUAUCUAAUUAAACAAUAGAAUGAAGUGUACUUAAAGUUUAAAGGAAAGUCUGUCAAGCAUUGAGUAUUGAAGAGAUACUAGGGAAUGUAUUUGCCUCACAGUCUGCAUUUUUCCUAAUUUUCUACAUUUUUCUACCUGUGAGGUUUUGGGUAAAAACAUUCCUAAAAGUUAUAUUUGAAGAAAAAAUGAUAGAGGGUCUUAUUGUAAUUAAACAAAAGAUAAAGUGUCUUGUUCUUCUGGGUUAUUUUGCAAAUGUGGGACCAAAAAGUGUGACCCUUUUGGUGUCCCUGUUACACCUGACCUGUGGAAGUUGACAUGGUACUAUCAUCGUAAUUGACUUACAGCUUCGUGUUUUUCUUUGGCAAGAUAUUUUGCGUUAUUUAAUCACUCUUAGAAAUUAAAGACUGUCUUUUUAAACUUACACAAUCAAUUGUCAGUUGUGACAGGGACACGAAAAUCAUUGGACCCCAGAUAAAUGGAAUGACCCUUCUACAAGUAGUAAUGUUUGUAUUCGUUUGGUUAUCAUCUCUAAAGAGCAACGUUGUGACAAAACAAUACAUGUACCUUACAAAAGUGCCAAAAAUGUAAGGCUCACAAGCCUACAAUGAGGCGUGUGUCCUUUGUGGUUUGUUAAUUUCAAAUACAAAUGCAAAAGUU
Messenger RNA from Acanthaster planci (crown-of-thorns starfish), 3232 nucleotides. RefSeq names its product DNA damage-binding protein 2-like. Gene Ontology annotation, biological process: response to UV; DNA repair. Lineage: Eukaryota; Metazoa; Echinodermata; Asteroidea; Valvatida; Acanthasteridae. The record is from RefSeq and is a predicted model, not a curated record. Gene Ontology annotation, cellular component: Cul4-RING E3 ubiquitin ligase complex; nucleus. Gene Ontology annotation, molecular function: protein binding; damaged DNA binding.